AUGUAUUCCAGAGCUGCACCGCCACACAUGCUAGUGUUAGCAAUAACAUUGGUGUUGGUUAUGCAUGCAAAGGGGGAGUCAGCUCAAGAGAAACAGAAAUGUGCAGAAUCACUGACAGGGGUUGCAACGUGUCUGCCAUAUUUGGGUGGUGAGGGAAGAGCACCAACAGCAGAUUGUUGCAGUGGUCUCACACAAGCCUUGAAGAGCAACAAGAAGUGCAUCUGCGUUAUUCUCAAAGACAGGGAUGAUCCUGACCUUGGCUUGAAGAUUAAUAUUACAAUUGCUGUUGGUCUCCCCUCUCUUUGCAAAACACCUGAUAAUCUCUCCCAGUGUCCUGCUAGAGCAAGUUCUGAAAAUGGUAGAAACCAGGGACUCAGAAACGGACACUAG
Vigna umbellata (rice bean) is the source of this 390-nucleotide messenger RNA. The record is from RefSeq and is a predicted model, not a curated record. Lineage: Eukaryota; Viridiplantae; Streptophyta; Magnoliopsida; Fabales; Fabaceae.